Centruroides sculpturatus (bark scorpion) is the source of this 2185-nucleotide messenger RNA. Its product is annotated as short coiled-coil protein B-like. Lineage: Eukaryota; Metazoa; Arthropoda; Arachnida; Scorpiones; Buthidae. The transcript is spliced from 6 exons. Gene Ontology annotation, cellular component: trans-Golgi network. The record is from RefSeq and is a predicted model, not a curated record. Bases 109 to 573 code for a protein of 154 amino acids.
UGUCACUCCGACAGUGGAAAAGAUGCUCGAGUGAAGUAUCUUUAAUUUUUCGAAAAUAUUUUGAAAUCGAUUAGAUUGCAGCAUACACAUUUGAGAAAUAACAAUUAGAUGAUGGCAACAAACAUGUCAAGAUUACAGGAAGAAAUGAAUAAUAUUCCACUGGCUGAUGAAGAUGCAACAGAAAGUGAAGCUGAAACUCCUUCACCAACUAUUCCUAGUCAACCCAUCAUAUCAAGAAAUACAGAACUAAAUCCUCCAACAUAUACAUUUAUGAAUGGAACAAGUAGUCCAGUAACUACUUCUUUAGAUCCAGAUAUCAGCCCAGAUGAAGCAGAAGAAAAAGCACGCUUAAUUGCUCAAGUGCUAGAGUUGCAAAAUACUCUUGACGACUUAUCUCAAAGAGUGGAUAGCGUCAAAGAAGAAAACUUAAAACUGAAAUCGGAAAACCAAGUUUUGGGUCAGUACAUCGAAAAUCUGAUGUCCGCAUCGAGCGUGUUCCAGUCGACUUCUCCAAAAGCAAAAAAGAAUAUUUGUAAUUUUAUCAACAGAGGAUCUACAAGAGGCAAGAAGUAGUGGUUGAAAGACUUCUUUCGGUCGCUAUAAUGCUUUGCACGUGAUAAAUGUAAACUUGCAUCCAUUUGAAUAACUCGUAUUAUCAAGAAUGAGAGAACAAACAAAGACGAUCUGCUUAAAAUCGAAAGUCAUUUUGUUUAAAAGUGAAUAUUUUGUGUACUUUUUAUUUAUUCGAUAUUUUUUCCUUCUUCAUUUCCAUUUUUCUUUUCUAAACUGUUCUGUUCUGUUAAAAUUUAUAUUCCACGUUUCACUUAAAUUUUUUUAUACAAAAAAUACAAAUAUUUUGAAUUACGCGAUUACAAUUUUAAUUAUACCAUUCCAGCUUAUGUAAUUUAACUUCCUCAUAUUCGUAAGCGACUAUUUUAUUAAAUUACAAUACCAAAUAAUCUUUAUAAUUUACCUGCUACGUUAUUGAUGUAUAUGUUUCGUAAAUAUUAUUAUUAUUAUUUGUAAAUUAAGCUAACUUUUUAUAUGUUUACACAUGUAUACAUGAAGUAGAACACUUUCAGACCUAAGAAUUUUGACGUUCUCGUUAAUACUUUACAAAUUUUUUAGGAGGUUAUACUUUACACGAGCACUCACUGUCUUUAUCGAAAAAAUGAUAAAUGUUUUAAUUAAAUUGGUAAAUCUGCUAAAUGUUAAGACAUUUAAGAGUUUGUUAAAUGAUAUAUCAAUAUAUAUGAAUAUAUUAAUAAUCAUAGUGGAAUAAUAGAGUAAAGUAACAUUGGCAUAGUAAACAUUUAUCGGUAAAUAUCAUCUCUUUGCUGAAAAAAAUAUAAGAUCAAAGGCAAAUUCAGGAUUUUUUUUUAUUGGUCUCUCUAUUCUUCUGGAUUAAGCAAUAAUUUUUUUUUGUUUUGUGUCAAUACAGAAUGGAUUUUUUGUAACUUUUUAAAUCUAUUUUCGACUCCUUUGUAACAAGACAAGAAACUAACGUGGCUCGGUUCUAGGCGUUGUCGCAAGUUAAUAAUAAAGAAUUGAUGGCUCCCGGAACCGAGCUGCUUCGAUUUUUAUUUCAAUAAUAUUUUUUUAUUUUUAUUUGCGAUAUUUUGUGUAUAAACUACAGGAUAAUUGAACUAAAAUAGAAUGCAGGAGAAGUGGCACAAGGAGUUUGCUGUUUUGUGAGUCACGCUCUUUGCAUGGCCAGCUCGUGGCUGAAUUCUCGGCCCUACUUCUCUAAAUUCUACUUUCGUUUGAUCGUCCGGUAUACUUAUUUGUAAAAUAACAUUGGAAAUUAUGUUGAAAAUGCAGUGGAUUUUUUAAAAUAUUUAUUUAUUAAUUUUUAUUAUAAAAUUUACAAAUUUGAAAUUAUACUUAUACCCUUAUCAUGCACAAAAAAUUUUCCAUUCUUUUCCAAGUAUUGUAAUUAAAGUAAUUACUAUCAUAUAUAGUAAUAAGAUUUUUUAGAAAUUAUAGUAUACUUUUAUGAGAUUUAACAUAAUAUCAUCUAAAUUCUUUUAAAAAUCCUAGUCAUUAAGUAUUAUUAUUUUAUUGUUUGCUGUCUUCUAUCUUCUGUCAAUCGUUCUAGUCAUUUAUGUGUUGCAUUGUAGUGUGUGUCUGAAUGCUUAGUGCCACAUUUUUAUUGUGUGUAAAAAAUAAAAUAUUCUGUGCUUAA